Molecule: messenger RNA, 789 nt
Organism: Dovyalis caffra
Lineage: Eukaryota; Viridiplantae; Streptophyta; Magnoliopsida; Malpighiales; Salicaceae
Source: the annotation of a GenBank genome assembly
AUGACCUUUUGCCAACCUGAUCCCAACCAGCUUGAUACAAAAUGCCAAAACCCAGUUGGGUUCUCUGCAUAUUACACAAGAAAAGGCUGCUCAUCCCUGAUGACAAGACAGCGGAUUAAAGACAGGUUUCCCUUGUUUAUCUCCCUAGCCUGUCUUCUAGUGAUUCAAGGCGGAGAAAUAGUGAUGCUAGGAUUGACAGGUGGUGAAAGUUGCCUGAUAGCUACACUAAUGGAGUUCUCCAAAAUCAUGGGAUGCACAGAGGAGUGUAGUGGGACUAGUGGCAGUGAGUCUGGGUGGACAAGCUAUAUUGCCUCCCCCAUCAAAGAAAACAACUUCGAUGAUGAUAAUGAUGAUAGCAAGAAUAAACAAGGAGACUGCAGAAAAGGGAAUCAUGGGAAUGAUGGUGUUGGUGGUGGUGGUGAGAGCGAUGACUCCAUGACCUCAGAUGCCUCUUCUGGUCCAAGUCAUCGUGAACUUCCAUGUAGCAGCAACGAGAGAAGUGUUAACAUAGGUCCUUCCAAGUAUGCAACUAGCAAAUAUUCAUCAAAAGCAAAACUUCAGAAACAAGUGAAGCAAAGAGAUGGAUCAGCAAGGAUCAUAGUAGAAAAGGAAGUAUCAGCGCUCAAGGCAAACAGUGCUGCCAGUUAUGUGCAAAGUGGAACCAAGGUAACAUAUAUGCACGAAGAUUUUAUUACUUACAUCUUCCUCCUGGAAGAACGAGAUUCAGAGCAUGCACACAGACACACUGCACGAGCACAGCUUUAUCUCUGUGUGGCAAUGUGGGUGUAG